AUGCCUAUUGGCAAUAGUGAAUGGAGGGUUGACCAUGAGCUUGAUGCAACAAAGAAGCGCGCUGAUGUCUUGCUGGUAUACUCAGAACCCAGCAAAACAGAACCUGGUAUGGUGAGAUGGGCUGGUUUACUACUUGAAGCUGGAGGCUGUCCCGGCAGUACUGAACUGGUCUAUAGAAGGAUUGGAGGCGUAGUAGCUAUGGGAACCAAAAACUUUGGUAAUGAUCUGACAAUCAAGAACCCGGGUACCCAAGCGGCCGCCCACUAUGCUACGGCCUAA
Parastagonospora nodorum SN15 is the source of this 279-nucleotide messenger RNA. RefSeq lists its product as hypothetical. The record is from RefSeq and is a predicted model, not a curated record. Lineage: Eukaryota; Fungi; Ascomycota; Dothideomycetes; Pleosporales; Phaeosphaeriaceae. The transcript has 2 exons. Bases 1 to 279 code for a protein of 92 amino acids.